CUUCACCAUUCAUCUUAGCAGACUACAGAAAGACAUGAGAAAGACCAAAAACACAUCUCUGGACACUGUGGUGACAGACUUCAUUCUCCUGGGCUUGUCUCACCCCCCGAAUCUGAGGACCCUCCUCUUCCUGGUCUUCUUCUGCAUUUACUUCCUGACUCAGCUGGGAAAUCUGCUCAUUCUGCUCACUGUGUGGGCUGACCCAAAGCUCCAUGCUCGGCCCAUGUACAUUCUUCUGGGUGUGCUCUCAUUUCUGGACAUGUGGCUCUCCUCAGUCAUCGUUCCUCGCAUUAUUCUAAACUUGACUUCUGCCAGCAAGGCAAUCCCGUUCAGUGGCUGUGUGGCUCAGCUAUACGCCUUUCACUUCCUGGGCAGCACCCAGUGCUUCCUCUACACACUGAUGGCCUAUGACAGGUACCUGGCAAUAUGCCACCCCCUGCGCUACCCUAUGCUCAUGAAUGGGAGGUUAUGCACCAUCCUUGUGGCUGGAGCUUGGCUGGCUGGCUCCAUCCAUGGGUCUAUCCAGGCCAUCUUGACCUUCCGCCUGCCCUACUGUGGGCCCAACCAGGUGGAUUACUUUAUCUGUGAUAUCCCCGCAGUAUUGAGACUGGCUUGUGCUGACACGACUGUCAAUGAGCUUGUGACCUUUGUGGACAUUGGGGUAGUGGCUGCCAGUUGCUUCAUGUUGAUUCUGCUCUCCUAUGCCAACACAGCCCGUGCCAUCCUGAAGAUCCACACUGCUGAUGGGCGGCGCCGGGCCUUCUCCACCUGUGGCUCCCACCUAACCGUGGUCACAGUCUACUAUGUCCCCUGCAUUUUCAUCUACCUUCGGGCUGGCUCCAAGAGCCCCCUGGAUGGGGCAGUGGCUGUGUUUUACACUGUUGUCACUCCAUUACUGAACCCCCUCAUCUAUACACUGAGAAACCAGGAAGUGAAGUCUGCUCUGAAGAGAAUAACAGCAGGCCGAGGGGCUGCAAGUGCAAAUAAGUAACUACAGAUCCGGGGACUACCUACAUCUCUGUUGCUAAUACUCCUUUCAGCUACUGUUGCACGUGUCAAAUGCUCAAUAAA
Messenger RNA from Equus caballus (horse), 1071 nucleotides. The record is from RefSeq and is a predicted model, not a curated record. NCBI's taxonomy places the organism in Eukaryota, Metazoa, Chordata, Mammalia, Perissodactyla, Equidae.